Molecule: messenger RNA, 996 nt
Organism: Aspergillus bombycis
Lineage: Eukaryota; Fungi; Ascomycota; Eurotiomycetes; Eurotiales; Aspergillaceae
Exons: 3
Coding region: 1-996 (331 amino acids)
Source: RefSeq, a predicted model, not a curated record
AUGCAUUUCAACAACAAGAUCUCCGUCGCUCUGUUGGCCGCUCUGGCUGCUGGUUCGGAGGCCAGCCAUGCCCGCAACCACAAGCUCUUCCACCCCAGGAACGUCAACUCGACCGUGUCCACCUCGUCGGUGAUUGUCUACCCAACCCCGGUGUUGACCCCCAGCUCCUCCGUGCCCGCUGGCUCCUCUUCUCCCGCUGGUUCUUCCCCGGUUGCCUCGUCUUCGGCUGCGGGAUCUUCCUCCGUCGUCACCUCCGCGACCUCGGAUGCCACCUCGUCGGUCAUUACCCAGGCUCCCCCUCUCAGCACCGGUGUCCCUGGAUCCUCCGGCGCUGGUGAUGAUGACAACAACAACUCGGGAUCGGCCACUGAUAUCACCAUCACCUAUACCCUCGGCACUGGUACCUCGAAGAGUGUGGUCACCACCACUAUCCACAAGACCGCCACUAACACCGAAACGGUCUUCACGAAGACCCCUGCUGUUCCUACUGCCGGUAGCGAGGAGCAGACCACUACUCUUCACUCCACCUCUACUUCUACCAUCACCGUUGUCGAGGUUCCUUCUUCCUCUGCUGCCCCUGGCAACGGUGGCAACGACGGCAGCGAGGCUUGCACCGGACAGGCUACCGUCACCGUUACUGCCACCGUCACUGAGACCGUCACUGGGGCCCCUAGCGCUACUGCUAAGCCCGGUGACGACUACACCAAGCCCCAUGACCAGGACCACCAGAAGAACCCUGGUAACUCUGGAAACCCUGGCAAGAACAACGGCAACAACAACAACAACGAGGGCGAGGAUGAGAACGACCAGGGCGAGAACGACAACAACGACGGUGCUGAGCACACCAAGGCUCCUCUCCCCGUCCCUACCCACACUGGACGUCCUCCCUUCGGCAACGGCACCCUGCCGAUUCCCACCAGCGGCUUCGCCAAGCCCACUGGCUUCUUGACCAGCAGCAAGCACGCUUUCCCCACCAACUUCCGCCGCUCCCACUAA